Molecule: messenger RNA, 1640 nt
Organism: Pseudonaja textilis
Lineage: Eukaryota; Metazoa; Chordata; Lepidosauria; Squamata; Elapidae
Source: RefSeq, a predicted model, not a curated record
CAAACAGGAAGCCGAAGGGACAGACGGAGGCCGGGCGCUGCAAUCGUGCAGCGAACCCUGCGGGAGGAACCCCAGGAAGUAGAAAAAACCCAGGGUGCGGAGGGACGCCAUGGCGGACGGGACGGGAACAAGGGAGGAAGAAGGGGAGACAUUGCGGCGCUGGGAACGUCAACAAAUCCAGAUGAAAGAAGAUGUGAUUGAACAAGACACAGAGGAAUGGCAGAGCAAUUUCUCCUUUGCUGGACUGGAAAGAGUUGGAGGAAUGGAUUUGUCUUAUCUCAAAGAAGAUGCCACACGUGCCUGUGCUUCAUUGGUGGUGCUCAGUUACCCAGAACUUGAGGUCCUUUACGAAGACUGCUAUGUGGUGGCUGUGAAUGCCCCCUAUGUGGCAGGAUUCCUGGCUUUCCGAGAAGUCCCUUUUUUACUGGAGGCUGUGCAGCGGCUGGAGACACAGAAGCCUGGCCUCAAGCCCCAGGUGCUUCUUGUAGAUGGAAAUGGCAUCCUGCACCACAGAGGUUUUGGCAUUGCCUGCCAUCUUGGUGUUCUCACAGGUCUUCCCUGUAUUGGUGUAGCCAAAAAUCUCUUGCAGGUUGAAGGUUUGGCCAAUGAUGAGCUUCACAAGAAACAAAUUCAAGAUCUUCAGGCAGGAGGAGAUGCAUUCCCACUGACAAGUACCUCUGGGAAAAUCUUGGGUAUGGCCUUGCGUAGCUGUGCCAAGAGUACAAAACCUAUAUACAUCUCAGUCGGCCACAAGAUAAGUCUAUUAUCGGCUAUGCGCCUGGUCCAUUCUUGUUGCAAGUAUCGGAUUCCUGAGCCCAUCCGGCAGGCAGAUAUAAGAUCCAGAGAAUACAUCCGGAAACAUAUGGAGGUCAAUAUUGCUGUGCCCCUUCCUCAGCCAGAGAGAGGCCAAGAUCUGGAAAGUGUCAGAUUGGGGGAAGCUGACAAAAAUGAAGGCAAGGACUGAGAGCUAAUCACAAAGGUGAGCUUUCAUCUCUAAGACCACCAUCCUGAGAAGAGAAUGUGGCAAUUUCCAUCUAUUCAACAAAGCACUGCCCAGAGAUCAAAGACAGUCAAGAGAAGCUCUUUCAAGUACUUUCAUCCAGGGAUUUGCCAACUGCAUUUUGGAGCAAGAAAUAUUGUCCUAACAGAGCAGGCCUGGGCUUUAGGUGAACACAAAAGGCAAACAAAAUGACCUAGAUGAGUAGUGAUCUAAGGCAGUGACAGUGGUGGGCAGGUUGCCCUGUGCAGCCGUCAAAUUACUUUCCUGCAGGGCAGAGAAUCUUGGGCGAAUUCUUCAGGGAGGACUUUUAUUUUUGUCUGCCAUCUGCUCCAUUCCUUAUCCUGAAGUUUCCUUUCAGGGCAGUGAAAAUCCUGAAACUUAGGAUAGCUUCCCCAAUUUUGGUCCUUUCCAGGUGUGCAGCCUGGGAAUUCUGGUGGUUGAGGGCCAAUGUAUUCUGGAAGGGAAUAAAUUAUGUGCCAGUUUAAUGGUCAUAGGCUCGGCUUGACCCCUGUAAGCAAAAAAAUACAUUUCCUAACACUGCAUUACAUAUUGACUGAAGACAUUGAACACUGACUAUGGUAUGGUAUUUUAUUUUUAAUGAUUGGGAAAUGUUGUUUUCUGCUUAUUUCACUUAUCCUAU